ACUCCGCCCAGGCAAACUUCUGCGAAAGAGGAAGGAGGAGCGCUGUAGGCACGCUCGGUGCUGCGGGCCACUUCGCGAAGGAAAGGAAAGUAUUCAGGUGAUCCUUCGCUUUGGCACCGGACGCACAAACGUGGGAAUCCCCGCUCUGGCAGGCGUGAAGACCCAGGAUAUUAUCUUUAUGAAUUGCCGAACCACCACCUGAACUGCAAAGAUGUCACUGGUUGACAUUCAGAUGAAUUCAGAUGACUUUUUGCAGAAAGAGCAGCUGGAUGCUGGUGGAUUUGGAAUGGUUUCCUUAUGUUACCACAAGAGACACGGCCUUGUGGUGUUGAAAACUGUGUACACGGGGCCUCAGCGCACAGAAUGUAACACUUCCCUUCUAGAAGAAGGCAAGAUUAUGCACAAAUUAAAUCAUGACCGGGUGGUGAAGCUACUGGGUGUCAUUCUGGAAGAUGGCAACUACUCCCUUGUGAUGGAAUACGUGUGCAAGGGGAACCUGAUGUCUGUACUAAAGGCAACCUAUAUUCCUUUGUCUGUGAAAGGACAGUUCAUCUUGGAGAUAAUUGAAGGAAUGCUUUACUUAACUGAACAGGGCUUAGUACACAAGGACCUAAAACCAGAAAACAUCCUUGUAGAUGAGGACUUCCACAUCAAGAUAGCAGACCUUGGCGUAGCCUGCUUCAAAAACUGGAGCAGGCUGACUAAAGAGGAGACCAGCCGGCAGAGAAAAAUCAAGUGUGCCUCCAAGAGCAAUGCAGGCACACUUUACUACAUGGCCCCAGAGCACUUGGAAUCUAUCAAUAUCACGCCUGUGGAAAAAUCAGAUGUUUACAGCUUUGGUAUCGUGUUGUGGGCCAUUUUUGCCAACAAAGAGCCUUAUGAAAAUGCGGUAAAUGACAUGCAAGUGUGUUUCUGUAUCAUCAAGGGGAACAGGCCACUUGUGGAAGAAAUUAAGGAAAGUUGCCCAGAUGAGAUUAUUGCUUUAAUGAAAAUGUGCUGGCAGCAAGACCCAAAGCUUCGGCCAACUUUUGCAGAAAUCAGUUUGAUAUACAAGCCAUUUUACCAACAGAACCUCGAGAAGUAUGUUGAAGAUGAUGUGAAAAAGAUAAAAAGAGUGUAUCCUGAACCAAAUGAACUUGUAAAAAGGAUGCAGUCUCUCCAAGUAGAUGCUGUAGCAGAACCACCAAGUAGCACUCGAAUAGACCAGCCUGGUUCCCUACACAGCUCUCAUGGUCUUGUGACCAACAAUGUGGAUGAAGCCAUGUUUGCAGCUUGUCCAGAAAAUGAACCUGUUGAGAGCUGUGAAACUUCCUUUGAGCCUGUUGAGACGCUAGAGAGAAAACUGCAGGAUGAGCUGAACUACCACGUCUAUGGAAGCCGCUUGGAUAAACCAGAAUCCCAUUCUGUGCCAUACAGUGCUGAAAUGAGAGAGGAAGAGAGAAGAAGGAAGGUCUCUUAUGAUCCAUUUGCAAAGACUUCUGCUGCUCCACGGGUGCAAGAGUCGUACCUGAGAGCUGCGAACUCGGGAUUAAAUGCCAUUCAUUACAAAAGCAGCAACAUGGCCCAUCGCAAUCCUCUACAGCAGCCAUCACUAGCUGGGGCAACUCCAGAAAGGGAGCAUUUACUAUUGGAUCAAUAUGCUUUCUGUGGGACAGGAUCUGCAAAUCUGAGUACAUCACUGAGUGCAAAUGAUCUCUAUGAAUCAAGUUCAGCUAAUACCUCUAACUUCAGUAAGCCACCUGUGCCUGAAUCUGGUGCAGAUAAUCAAUUCAAGCCACCUAAACCUUGUUUCUCCAAAAGCCUAAGCACAGAAAAUGAUCCAGUGGAGUCUGUCCCUUUUAGGAAGACAAACUUUGCACAACCUUCUUCUGCACUCAAAAAAAGUACAGAAGAAUCAGCACAAUACAACAUAUUUAACAGUAGUGGAAUUCAAAUAGGGUCCUACAAUCAUAUGGAAAUUAAAGAUCAGUCUCUCCAGAUAAGCAGUACACCAGCACAUACGCAAUACAAUUGUGCAGAGUACAGGAAGCUAUUUGUCAGCACUACUCUCAUUUCUGAUCUGCACCUCAACCUUGUGAGAGACAACUUGGCUAAACACUGGAAACAUUGUGCUCGCAAACUGGGCUUCACUGACCCAGAGUUGGAUGAAAUUGACCAUGACUAUGAACGGGAUGGACUAAAAGAAAAAGUGUACCAAAUGUUUCAGAGGUGGCUGAUGAAGGAAGGCAGUAAAGGAGCUACCGUGGGAAAGCUGUCCUCAGCCCUUUAUGCUUGCAAGAGGAUAGACCUCCUGAACGCUCUUGUAAAAAUAAAUCAAGAGUCUGAAAUUAGUAACAAAUGAAAACUGAAAAAGCAGUAGAAUCCAACUCAUUUGGAGAGAGUGUUCUACAGGAGGCCACAUGGAUAUUUUGCUCUGCAACGUGAUAGCCAUUUUAAAUGCCUUGAUGCUGUCAGAAGAGAAGACUGUUCUGCAUGCAGAAUAAUGAAGGUUCAGAGAUGGAUUUUUGCUACUUACAUUUUAAUAACUGCCAUGCUCUCCAAGGCUAAAAAGAUCAAGACCAAGGCUAAAAAGAUCCUUGGGCUGAAAUUUAUUUUUAGAAUCAUCAUCAGAUUAUUAAUCCAUUUGUAUAAUUUUAAUUAAAAAAAAUAGAAAUGCACACAA
Messenger RNA from Hemicordylus capensis (graceful crag lizard), 2662 nucleotides. RefSeq names its product receptor interacting serine/threonine kinase 1 (gene RIPK1). The transcript is spliced from 12 exons. The record is from RefSeq and is a predicted model, not a curated record. Gene Ontology annotation, molecular function: JUN kinase kinase kinase activity; protein binding; ATP binding. Gene Ontology annotation, biological process: signal transduction; protein phosphorylation. The coding region runs from base 212 to 2341 and encodes 709 amino acids. Lineage: Eukaryota; Metazoa; Chordata; Lepidosauria; Squamata; Cordylidae.